Molecule: messenger RNA, 1815 nt
Organism: Didymosphaeria variabile
Lineage: Eukaryota; Fungi; Ascomycota; Dothideomycetes; Pleosporales; Didymosphaeriaceae
Exons: 6
Coding region: 1-1815 (604 amino acids)
Biological process (GO): reductive iron assimilation; cellular response to iron ion starvation
Cellular component (GO): high-affinity iron permease complex
Molecular function (GO): ferroxidase activity; copper ion binding
Source: RefSeq, a predicted model, not a curated record
AUGCUCACUGUAUUGUGGGCGCUACUGGUGUUCUUCCAUGGCGUCGCCUCCGCGAAGGUGACAUACCACGAGUACAACAUCACGUGGGUCACCCGCAACCCUGAUGGACUACACGAAAGGCCCGUCAUGGGCAUAAAUGGCCAAUGGCCUAUACCAGCUCUUCGCGUUACGAAAGGCGAACGAGUCGUUGUCACAGUGCACAACCACCUUGGCAACAUGACCACUAGCUUGCAUUGGCAUGGCCUUUACCAGAAUGGCACAGCGCAUAUGGACGGCCCGCCAGGCGUAACACAGUGUGAAAUCCCGCCUGGUGAUAGUUUCAUCUACGACUUCAAGGUCGACCAGCCGGGGACAUACUGGUUUCAUUCUCACACCAGAGGCCAAUAUCCUGAUGGACUCCGAGCUCCGCUCAUUGUCGACGAUCCGGACAAUCCCUUCAAGGAUGAUUUCGACGAAGAGAUUGUACUCUCCUUCUCGGAUUGGUACCACGAUUCGAUGAUACCGCUCCUCUCGUCUUUCAUCAGCGUCACCAACCCGACCGGCGCGGAACCUGUGCCAAACUCGGCCUUGAUCAAUGAUUCCCAGAAUGUCACAGUUGCAGUUCAGGCAGGAAAGACUUACAUGAUACGCAUGGUGAACAUGGCUGCGUUUGCAGGCAUGUACGUGUGGUUCCAGAGCUGCUCAAUGAGAGUCGUUGAAGUGGAUGGCAUCUAUACCAAACCUACCGAAGCGAGCAUGCUUUACCUUACGGCUGGUCAACGAUACUCGGUGCUUCUGACCAUCGACAGCGAUGCUGCGACCAACAUUCCUUUUGUAGCAAGCAUGGACGAGGAACUAUUCGAUGCUAUUCCAGAUGACUUGAGAUCCAACGUAACUGGCUGGCUUGUACUGGACAGCACUCGAGAACAUCCAAAACCAUCGGAUGUUGACGAUUUCGAGCCCUUGGACGACUUGUCAAUCCAACCCUUGGACAGUUUGGAUUUGUUCGACAAAGUGGACAGAACUGUCAGGCUAGAUAUCAAGAUGGACAACCUGGGAGACGGUGCUAAUUAUGCCUUCUUCAAUGACAACACAUAUGUCGAACCGACAGUCCCGACCCUAUACACUGUCAUGUCCUCCGGCCAAGCUUCCAGCAACUCGCUUGUCUAUGGCAGUCACACCAAUUCUUUCGUGCUGAAUGGAAACGAGACCGUUGAAAUCAUUCUGAACAAUGACGAUGAUGGGAAACACCCAUUUCAUCUCCACGGACACGCCUUCCAAGUCAUCGAACGCUCCGCGGAGGAUGCGGGAUUUUACCAGGCCGGUAGCGCAGCCAGCCAGCCUGCCGUACCCAUGAGGCGUGACACCAUACUGGUAAACCCCAACGGCUACGCGGUUCUCAGAUUCCGCAGCGAUAAUCCCGGUGUUUGGCUUUUCCACUGCCACAUCGAAUGGCACGUUACCACCGGCCUCAUCGCAACCUUCAUCGAGGCGCCGCUCGAGCUCCAGAAAACAACAACCAUCCCACCAUCCCACUACAAUCUCUGUGCGCGAAACAAACCAGCGGUUCCUACGUCUGGAAAUGCAGCCGGUAAUGUCGAUGACCUGCUCAACCUCCAGGGCGAGCCUGCGCCUCCGGCACCGCUGCCUGAUGGAUUCACCACGAAGGGUAUCAUUGCGCUAAUAGUCAGUAUCAUAAACGGGCUAGCGAUGGUGGCUAUCAUUGCGUGGUAUGGCAUGCUGCAGAGUCCGGCUGGCGAAGCUGGCGAAAGAGAAGAUGAAGGUCCGCAGGGUGAGAAUCAACCUCUUCUAGCGGCGAGCGACAAUGCGCCGUAG